GGGGGGUUGCCGCAGCCGCCAUCUUAGAUUCCGCGGUAGCGGUGGCGGCUGUAGGGUACCGCGUUUGGGGAGUGGCUCUCCCCUCCCCCUUCCCCCAGUUCGGUGGCGGCGGCUCCUCCCACUGGGAGGGGGGGUGGUGCGACGGCAGUGGCAUCUGCGGCCAUGGCGGCGACUGCUGCUAACCCCGAAAUGACAUCAGAUGUACCAUCACUGGGUCCAGCCAUUGCCUCAGGAAACCCUGGGGCUGGGAUUCAAGGUGGAGGAGCCAUUGUCCACAGGGCUAUUAAGCGGCGAUCAGGGUUGGAUUUUGAUGAUGAUGGAGAAGGGAACAGUAAAUUUUUGAGGUGUGAUGAUGAUCAGAUGUCUAAUGAUAAGGAGCGAUUUGCCAGGUCGGAUGAUGAGCAGAGCUCUGCGGAUAAAGAGAGACUCGCCAGGGAGAAUCACAGUGAAAUUGAACGGCGGCGACGGAACAAGAUGACAGCCUACAUCACAGAACUGUCAGACAUGGUGCCCACCUGUAGUGCCCUGGCUCGAAAACCAGACAAGCUAACCAUCUUACGCAUGGCAGUCUCUCACAUGAAGUCCUUGCGAGGAACUGGAAAUACAUCCACUGAUGGCACCUACAAGCCUUCGUUCCUCACUGAUCAGGAACUCAAACAUUUGAUCUUGGAGGCAGCAGAUGGCUUUCUGUUUAUUGUCUCAUGUGAGACAGGUCGGGUGGUUUAUGUCUCUGACUCAGUGACCCCUGUUUUGAACCAGCCUCAGUCUGAAUGGUUUGGUAGCACACUCUAUGAUCAGGUGCAUCCAGAUGAUGUGGACAAACUUCGUGAGCAGCUUUCCACUUCGGAAAAUGCCCUGACAGGGCGUAUCCUUGAUCUGAAGACUGGAACAGUGAAAAAGGAAGGCCAGCAGUCUUCCAUGAGGAUGUGUAUGGGCUCAAGGAGAUCAUUUAUUUGCCGUAUGAGGUGUGGCAAUAGCUCUGUGGACCCCGUCUCCAUGAAUAGACUGAGCUUUGUGAGGAACAGAUGCAGGAACGGACUUGGCUCUGUGAAGGAUGGGGAACCUCAUUUUGUGGUGGUCCACUGCACAGGCUAUAUCAAGGCCUGGCCCCCAGCAGGUGUCUCCCUCCCAGAUGAUGAUCCAGAGGCUGGCCAGGGGAGCAAAUUUUGCCUAGUGGCCAUUGGCAGACUACAGGUAACCAGUUCUCCCAACUGUACAGACAUGAGUAACGUUUGUCAACCAACAGAGUUCAUCUCUCGGCACAACAUUGAGGGGAUCUUCACUUUUGUGGAUCACCGCUGUGUGGCUACUGUUGGCUAUCAACCACAGGAACUCUUAGGAAAGAAUAUUGUGGAAUUCUGUCAUCCUGAAGACCAACAGCUUCUAAGAGACAGCUUCCAACAGGUGGUGAAGUUAAAAGGCCAGGUGCUGUCUGUCAUGUUCCGGUUCCGGUCUAAGAACCGGGAAUGGCUCUGGAUGAGAACCAGCUCCUUUACUUUCCAGAACCCUUACUCAGAUGAAAUUGAGUACAUCAUCUGUACCAACACCAAUGUGAAGAACUCCAGCCAGGAACCAAGGCCUACACUGUCCAACACAAUCCAGAGACCACAGCUAGGUCCCACAGCUAAUUUACCCUUGGAGAUGGGCUCAGGGCAGUUGGCAUCCAGGCAGCAGCAACAGCAAACAGAAUUGGAUGUGGUAUCAGGAAGAGAUGGACUGGCUGGCUACAAUCAUUCCCAGGUUUCUGUUCAGCCUGUAACAACCACAGGGCCAGAACACAGUAAGCCCCUUGAGAAAUCAGAUAGUCUGUUUGCCCAGGAUAGAGAUCCAAGAUUUUCAGAAAUCUACUCUAACAUCAGUGCAGAUCAAAGUAAAGGCAUCUCCUCCAGCACUGUCCCUGCUACCCAACAGCUAUUCUCACAGGGCAACACAUUCCCUCCUACCCCCCGGCCGGCAGAGAAUUUCAGAAAUAGUGGUCUGGCCUCUCCUGUAACCAUCGUCCAGCCAUCAGCUUCUGCAGGGCAGAUGUUGGCCCAGAUUUCCCGCCACUCCAACCCACCCCAAGGAGCAGCCCCAACUUGGACCCCUAGCACCCGCCCAGGCUUCUCUGCCCAGCAGGUGGCUACUCAGGCUACAGCUAAGACUCGUUCUUCCCAGUUUGGUGUGGGCAGCUUUCAGACUCCGUCCUCCUUCAGCCCCAUGUCCCUCCCUGGUGCUUCAACUGCGUCACCUGGUGCUGCUGCCUACCCUAGUCUCACCAAUCGUGGAUCCAACUUUGCUCCUGAGACUGGACAGACUACAGGACAAUUCCAGACACGGACAGCAGAGGGUGUAAGUGUCUGGCCACAGUGGCAGGGCCAGCAGCCUCAUCAUCGCUCGAGUUCUAGCGAGCAACAUGUUCAACAGCCAUCAGCACAGCAACCUGGCCAGCCUGAGGUCUUCCAGGAGAUGCUGUCCAUGCUGGGAGACCAGAGCAACAGCUACAACAACGAAGAAUUUCCUGACCUAACUAUGUUUCCCUCCUUUUCAGAAUAGAACUAUUGGGGUGAGGAUAAGGGGUGGGGGAGGAAAGUCACAGUUUGUUUUUAAAAAGCAAAUCUUUCUGUAAAGAGAAUAAAAGUCCCUCUCCCUUCCCUUCCCUCACCCCUAAUGUGUGCCCCUUCCCCUUCUGGCCUUUCCUUGCCUUCCUGCCUCUGAGAAGAAAUGGGGUGAAUCGUGAAGGCUUUGGGGAUCUUUGAAAAACUGAGGCUGGGUGAAGUUAAGAAUGCCUUUCCUUACACCUCCUCACCAGAGAUUUAUGCAGAAAUGAUUUGUGCUAGGGUCAAUAGGCAGGUUAGAGAACCUGACAUCCAUUCAUCCACUAUUUGCCUUGGAUACUGUGGCUUGUUUUUGGAAAGAAAUUCUGAAUAAGGUUAGGGGGAGGAGAAAUGUCCUCAUAUCUGAGGACCAUGAAACAUGGUAGGUUACAUAUUACCUGUAUGGCUUUAGGAAGUGAGCAUAGGCUCUUUCUGCUGCCUGGUGAGUGAGGAAGUGAGAGAGGGAGAAGGAAAGAGUGUGUGUGUGUGUGUGUGUGUGUGUGUGUGUGGGCAUGCGCACGCAUGCGUAUGCGUGUGCGCAACGUGUGUACGUGGUACAUGUGUGCACAUGUGUGUUUCUGUGUCUGUUUCUCCCUAUUAGGGAGUUAUGCAAAAUUUGUCUCAGAUUUUAUCUUUGUUUUUCCAUGUAAUUUUCAAAGAGUCCUAAGGAGUUAAUCUUCUAGGUAUUUUCCACUUAGUAUUGCAGCCAAAGAGUAUUUAAAUAAAUGUCUUUGCUGCACUUACAUCUAUGCCCAGCCAAUAUGCAACUGUAAGCAGAUAUAUAAAGUCUUUUGAUGUGGUUGGUCUCUCAUUGAACACAUUUAGUAGUAAAGCUGGGUCAUUCCCGCUUUUGGUGCUCUCACCUUAUAGAGUAGAUCUGGAAACAUUACAGAUGUUUAGGGUGGGAAGAUAACCCCCUUUUAAAAGCCCCAUACUUGGCCAUACUUGCUGCAUUUUUCUGUCAGAAUCACAUAUGAUGUGUGUUCUGUAGAGGUUAUUUCUGCAUGGAAACUCAACUUCUUGGAUUAGCAGUCCCAGGGAAAUCUUCACUGCUGGAGUUUAAACCAAAUACCAUGUCUUGCAAAGUAGCCUCCUUCAUCCAUUCCCAGUUCAGUCUGACUAGAAACUGAGACUUGGGUCUGUUUUGGACCUAUAGUUCUUCCUCUUUGCUCUCUCCAAUCUUAAGAUUGGAUUUUGCUAUGAUACAAGAGUAUGAAUCCAUGUGAUAGAUGGGGCCUGGACUCCCAUUCUAACAGGGUCACAGAGUUAACUAUAGCCAUAUAAAUGCAGAUACAGGUUACUACUCUCUCUGUACCUUCCUCAGGUAACAGUCAUGUGUAUCAGCCACUUUUUUUUUUUUUUUUUAUUGGCUCAGGCCAGUAUCUUAAGUGCAAGACUGAAUUAAUAAGGAGAAGACAUAUUAAACGUAGCCAUAGGAGACUGAGGGGCAUAGAUGGCCUUAGAGAGGCUGAGAGAACAUCAUUACUGGGUUUCUCUCCCUUUUGUCUCCAGUCUGGUGCCAGGUAGUGGAGUUGAAAAGGAGACAGUUUAUUUUUUUAUUCUAUGUGCACACAUACCGUAUACAUAUAUAUUUAUAUCACAGUUUAACAAGCCAAAAAGUUGAGUUUCCAAUGGAAUCCUUGUUUUUAAUAAUUGUUUUUAAAUGUGAUCAAGACUAUAAUAUUGUACAGUUAUUAUAGGGCUUUUGGGGAAGGAGAGGGGAGGGAGAAGAUGCUCUGGGGGUUUUGUUUCUGCUUUUCCUUCAGGGUUUUAUUUUUGAUUGUUUUUUUUUUUUUUUUUUUCUUGUUGGCCAUUUCUGUACUGCUGGCAUCUGUGCUGAGCUUUACAGUGGCAAAAAUAAUGACAUGUAGCAAAGAUUUUAAAACAAAAUAUUUUUUCCUUUUGUAAA
This is a messenger RNA of Felis catus (domestic cat), 4485 nucleotides long. RefSeq names its product aryl hydrocarbon receptor nuclear translocator (gene ARNT). The record is from RefSeq and is a predicted model, not a curated record. Gene Ontology annotation, cellular component: nucleus; aryl hydrocarbon receptor complex; transcription regulator complex. Gene Ontology annotation, biological process: regulation of transcription by RNA polymerase II. The transcript is spliced from 22 exons. Gene Ontology annotation, molecular function: protein dimerization activity; DNA-binding transcription factor activity, RNA polymerase II-specific; RNA polymerase II cis-regulatory region sequence-specific DNA binding. NCBI's taxonomy places the organism in Eukaryota, Metazoa, Chordata, Mammalia, Carnivora, Felidae. The coding region runs from base 163 to 2535 and encodes 790 amino acids.